Molecule: messenger RNA, 540 nt
Organism: Striga asiatica
Lineage: Eukaryota; Viridiplantae; Streptophyta; Magnoliopsida; Lamiales; Orobanchaceae
Source: the annotation of a GenBank genome assembly
AUGGGUUGCGCCGUUUCACGUUUGGAAGACGAUGGAAUGGCGUUGUCACCAAAGCUCCGCCAGGCCAAGCCAGAGCCGCUCAUGCAUCCUCACCAUGACAAAAAUGCCCCCGAUAAAAAACCUAUGCGUUUGUCCCUCAGAAAAGGUUAUCAAGAAGAGAAAAUCGGAGGAUUGAAUGAAAAUGGUGAUUGUGCGGAUGAUGACGGGAGAAGGAUCAAGCGUGGUGAAGAAAGGGCUUUCCCGGGAUCCCCGAGUUUUCGAGUGUAUUUCAAGGAUAAUGGAGAAGAUCACAAACAUGGUCAUGAAAAUGAAGCAUUGAAGAAUGAAGUUUUGGGCAAUGGAGCAGAAACACCAAAGGAGUUUGCUGAAAGUAAUAAAGUGAAGAUCACGAGUGACAAAAAGAAGAGUUCGAAAAAGGUGUUGCCCAAGGGACGACAAUCCAUCGUGAAGAACCUUUUCAACUACAAAUCAUGCUACAACACGCUCCCCUCAUCGGGUCAUGACCAAACUAGUCUUCUCAGGGGAAAGGCAUCCACUUAG